This is a messenger RNA of Girardinichthys multiradiatus, 1592 nucleotides long. It is a transcript of the gene gpr78a, whose product is annotated as G protein-coupled receptor 78a. Gene Ontology annotation, molecular function: G protein-coupled receptor activity. Gene Ontology annotation, cellular component: membrane. The transcript has 3 exons. Lineage: Eukaryota; Metazoa; Chordata; Actinopteri; Cyprinodontiformes; Goodeidae. The coding region runs from base 149 to 1354 and encodes 401 amino acids. Gene Ontology annotation, biological process: adenylate cyclase-activating G protein-coupled receptor signaling pathway. The record is from RefSeq and is a predicted model, not a curated record.
GGGAAUAAGCACAGAAGGAUCCCUUUGUAACCUCAUCUGCACAGCUUUUUACUUCGGGUUAAACAGCUGUUGUUACAGCGGGGAUUAAGGAGGUUUUUGACUGCAGUUCUGUAAAUGCAUAGCUUGAAUACUUUUUCAUGGAACUUAAAUGACAGGAAAUCCUUAUUUGGACAUUUCAGCACUGGACAGCUCUCUGCGUGUGCGGGCGUUUGGCAUGGGGCAGGGCUGGUUUGCCACAGCUAGAGGUUGUCAGGAGCUGAGCGUGUGGAGGACACUCCACAACCUCUCUCCCACCGAUGCAACUAACACGGAACUGCAGGAGAUGAGCAUCCCGCAGUUCCUCUUGGAGGGGUCCAUUGUGGUUUCGGCAGUUGUUACGCUCUUGACGAACUUUUCAGUGCUGCUAUGUUUCACCCAGAGCGCAGAGUUACGAUCCCAUGUUCCGGGGAUCUUCAUCCUGAAUCUCUCCAUCUCCAAUAUUAUCCUCGCUCUCAUCAACAUGCCUGUCACUUUUCUGGGGGUGGCCAGCAGCGCAAAGCCCCUCAGGGACCAACUGUGUCGCGCUGUCAGUUUUACCGAGACUUUCACCACCUGCAACGCCAUGCUGAGCAUGGCCGCUCUCAGCGUGGACAGGUGGGUGGCGGUGGUGUUUCCUCUCAGAUAUUCCAGUAAGAUGCGCUACAGGGACGCCUUUGUGAUCGUGGCCUACUCCUGGCUCCACUCCCUCGCUUUCUCCCUGACCCAGCUGAUGAUGCGCUGGGGGGCGUACAGCCACACGUACGCGUCAUGCACUUUGCACCUGGAUGUGGAGGAGGCGUCGCAGCGGAGUGCCUAUGCCACCUUCACGGCGCUGUUCUACUGCAGCAGCUUCGCGCUCUGCCUCUUCGUCCUCUGCUUUGCCUACCUGAAAGUUCUGAGAGUGGCCAGGUCGCACUGCAAGAGGAUAGAUGUCAUCACAGUGCAGACUCUGCUUCUGCUGGUGGAUAUUCACCCCAGUGUAAAGGAGAGGUGUCUGGCUCAACAAAGGAAGAGAAGGCAGCGAGCCGCUAAGAAGAUCUGCAUCUUCAUCGGUUCCUUCAUCAUCUGCUUUUCACCAUAUGUCAUAACGAGGCUUGUAGAAUUGUUGCCCUCAGUGGACAUCCCCCAACAUUGGGGCAUUGCUACCAAAUGCUUAGUCUACGCCAAGGCAUCCAGCGACCCAUUCGUUUACUGUCUUCUACGACAUCAGUACAGGAAGGUCCUGGUUAGCAUCAUCCGACGCAUUGUGAGAAAGGACCAGUUCUUCCUGUCCGCCCACAGCACUAGCAGCAUGUGGGACACUACAGAUGAAAACUUUCCUGACAGGAUAACCUGAACCUGAGGUUUGAGUCUGUAAAUGAGACGAUUCUUCUGCCUCUUGUCCAGGAAGGGCAGAGGUUAUUGUUUGGAUUGGGGCCAGAAGAUGGAAAGAGUUCAAGGCCUAGCUCAGGGAGGUCACUUGAACAUGGAGCUGGACAGGAAGGCGGUAAUCACCUCUGGACUCUAUUGCAUUCUAUCUGCAUUUGGUGCUAAAGUAGUAUGGCACAUAAAAAUUAAAAUAUCACAUUAAUCUC